Molecule: messenger RNA, 876 nt
Organism: Morchella importuna
Lineage: Eukaryota; Fungi; Ascomycota; Pezizomycetes; Pezizales; Morchellaceae
Exons: 6
Coding region: 1-876 (291 amino acids)
Source: RefSeq, a predicted model, not a curated record
AUGAUACGUAUAUAUGUGGCAAUUUCCGUACUCUUACCUGUUAUAUAUAUGUUAAGCCCAGGUUUUGGCACGCUGUAUGGCAUCAUCAGGCAUAAAAAAUACCCGGAAGUGAUAAGAUUGACAUUAAAUUCCUCGAAAAACACAACGUACCCUACAUCGAACCGUGACCCAAAGUCGAACAGUGAUCCAACGAACCGUGAUAACUAUGAGUUCUUGUACCAGAAAGUUACGAAAUACGAAGCGGAUGGUUCUUUCUGCGCUCGACGCGAUCUUCACGUUACCUACACCUUAUACAAAGAUGAUCCUUCAAUCAAUGAGGUUGCCAUCAUGGUGACAUACCAGAUCCACUCUCGUGCAUUGACCAUGAGACGUGUUCUGUAUCUUCUUGAUCGCGAGGCCGGAUGGUUAAAAUCGAUUGAUGCGGGUAUUGGGAUCAUAAGUAGGUCCUGGCCUAUCCUGAAUGGAUCGCUCAAUCAGUCCUACAAGAUCAGAAUAGAGGAUCAUUUCGAUGAAAAAUACGUGGUACAAACCAGAAGCCACGGCUACAUCGAAUCAACAGCCCCUUUUAUGAAAUUCCUUAGGGCCGAAUAUUCGGAUGUCUUUCCAGUCCUUGAAACCUAUACUAGUACGAGGAGGUCUAAGCAGGGCCAAUGCAUUCAGAUAUACAAAAUGGUUCCCGGAAUAUUAGGGAGCAUACACUAUCCUAAACUCCCUUUUAAAGAAAAGGUUCGGAUCCUCAAAGCACUUGGAAGAGCCUACGGCGCUAUAUGGGACAUGGAACCCCGACUCGGUAUUCUAACUAUCCUUAUAGUAAUUUUGGCAUGGGUGGUAAUUUUUCAUCGGUUGUUGAGUAUUUGCGAGAAUGGAUACAAAUGA